This is a messenger RNA of Mesocestoides corti, 231 nucleotides long. Lineage: Eukaryota; Metazoa; Platyhelminthes; Cestoda; Cyclophyllidea; Mesocestoididae. The record is from the annotation of a GenBank genome assembly.
AUGGACGAGCACAGCCGUUCACCUGUGGCCAACAAGGACAAACGGGGCUCCCGCCUCCAGGAGAAGCAAAAACCAAAACCCACGCCAGCUAGCACCACCAUCGUCUUUUUCAGUCUGCUAGCCAUCUUAGAGAGCAAUGCACAACGGCGGCGGAAUUACACGGUCGCAGCCAUCAAUGGUCGUCCAGUACUUCUCAAGUUAGAUGCAGCCUUGGAUGUUUUAUCAUCUUGA